This is a messenger RNA of Scylla paramamosain (green mud crab), 1473 nucleotides long. RefSeq names its product large ribosomal subunit protein uL24m-like (gene mRpL24). Gene Ontology annotation, molecular function: RNA binding; structural constituent of ribosome. NCBI's taxonomy places the organism in Eukaryota, Metazoa, Arthropoda, Malacostraca, Decapoda, Portunidae. The record is from RefSeq and is a predicted model, not a curated record. The coding region runs from base 129 to 884 and encodes 251 amino acids. The transcript is spliced from 6 exons. Gene Ontology annotation, cellular component: mitochondrion; ribosome. Gene Ontology annotation, biological process: translation.
ACAGCAAACCCUGGCAGCUGAGUUUGUUUACAUCACAGGAGGGCUUGAAUCAUAAGACUGCCUUUACUUAAUAGUCAUUUACUGUUGUGAGGAGGGACCUUAGAACUGAGAGUAGAGGGUGCCCAGCCAUGCCGCGCCUCACAGGAUUACUGUGGUGUGUGGCAGAGUCAACCAAGAAGGCUUCCAAUCUCCCGGAAAGCUACAUAAAGCGGGCCAUGGAACAGGUUUCAUGGAAGACCCCAAAUGCUCGACAGUACCAAAAGGCAGAAGUCAAGAGGAAAAAGUUUAGAUUCAAUACCCACAGACCAUGGACACAACAGUUCAAACUUGCAAAUGCCCCGGGAAAGCAUUACAAGAAAGUGUUUUUGGAACCUGUGCUUGAAUGGUCCUUCUUCAAGGGUGACAAGGUAGAGAUACUGGUAGGGGAUGACAAGGGGAAGCAGGGCCUGGUAAACUACAUCGUGGAGGAGAGAAACUGGGUCAUGGUGGAGGGCCUCAACUGCAAUUACCGCACCAUUGGGAAGAAAGAUGAUUACCCAGGUAUGAUGAUAAAGACUGAGGCACCCCUCCUAGUGACAGGUCAGGUAGCUCUUGUGGAUCCAUCAGACAACAAGCCAACUGAGGUUGAGUGGCGCUUCACAGAGGAAGGUGAGAAGGUGAGAGUAUCAACACGUACUGGCAGGAUAAUCCCCAUUCCAAAGUUGGCUGAGGAAACCCCAGACUACAAGACAAAGGCAACAUAUACUGAGCAAGAGAAGGACACAACAGCAGAGGAGGUCACCAGCAUAACUUUUCAACCAACCCUGAGGACCUUUGAGAUGGACAUUGCUGAGAAGAUGGGCAUUAAGGAAGAUCGAAUCCCUCACAAGACCUACUGGUACUGAGGCCAAUAGCAUCCUGUGUGAAGUGGUCUUGAUCCUUUGUAUGCACAAUACUCAUUCAUCUGCAUGUAUGCCAUAAUGUAUCAUUUUAAACUUCUCGCUAUCAAAUAUUAUAAAGUAAACACUAUUAUGUCAGCUUUAUCAGAAUCCUUGUUGGUAAUUAUUGUUGUAUGAUAUUUGUAUGAAGAACACUGAAGGAAAUAAUUAUUCCUUACCAUAUAUGAAAGAAACUAUGACCUUCCUCCUGUAAGGUUCAAAGAGAAUAGGAAAUGUAUGUGUGAUUUGUCAUCCAUACAAAGUCACAUACUUCACAGCAAGCUUCUAUUUAUCCAUCCAAGGUCUCUCUAACACGUAGUUGUAUUUCAUCCAUUGUAUUGGAUUGAAAAAAGCUUGUAAACAGAAAGAAAAAGACAUAUGUCCUCAUCAGAAAAACACACUGCAAUACAUGCAGUUUAAAAAAAUGGGUAUCAUGUAAAUGCAAUUCCUUCUUUUUGCCAAUAGGAUGAAAAUUUCCUGCUGUUAGUGCUGUAAAAUGUAAAUAUAUUUGUAUAGAAAUUUUAAAGACCUAGUGGUAUUAAAUCCUAAUUGUUCC